ACGAUCCAGGGCAAGGAUGAGGAGAAAUGCGCCUUGGCGCCUCGCUGCACGAAGCCAGGUCAGUGCUCCAAUGGCUCGGCCUGCUACCCCGAUACGAUGCGCUCCGGCAACCGAUCGCUUCGCGCUGGAUCUUGCCUCGACGAUUCAUCCGCCGGCGCUUGUAACAUCUGCGCCCCCAGCUCCACUCUGAUCUACAAUGGCACGCAGAUGUGCCCCGAGUGCUGCGUUCCCGGCCUGGCCUAUCGCUUCUAUGCGUGCUCGCCGCCACUCCAGAUCGUCAACCGGGCCGUGCUCUACUCCACGACUUUUAACGAGAAUCUGUCCUGCACGGAUCAAAUCUUUUCCAUCCAGGAUCAAGUGGUAUCGCUCUCUUCCGGAUGGAUCCAGCGCAACUUCAGCAUUUGCCUCACCAAUAUCAACAUCACUGCACCAAACAAUCGCAGCGUCGUGGCCAAGAUCGUGGACGAGUGCUCGUCCAAAGCUGGAUGCACUGCCGGCACUGCGUACUGGGAGCCGUGUGCUCCCAACGCCAUCGCUGGAACUCCCGGGGUGUGGAGCGCUCUUGGAUACGAUCCAGGGGAUGGAAUUCUCAGGGAUGUAAGCUGGAGCAAAACGAAUGCGUCAGUGAGUGCCUCUGGAGGAGGAGGAGGAGGAGGAUCCAAGAAGAAAAACACUGGGGCUAUCGCUGCAAGUGCUGUGGUGGGAUUCGUGCUCUUUGCAAUGGUUCCAGUGGGAUUUUAUUGGAUCAAGAUCAAGGCGAGGUUGGCUCUCAGAAGAAGGAACCAAGAACAGGUUGAGGAGAUCAGUACGCUAGUUGGUCUUCCCAAGCAAUUCAGCUACCAUUGCUUACAGAAGGCCACAAGGAACUUUGCGAAAAAGUCGAUGCUUGGAGAGGGAGGAUUUGGCAUGGUUUUCAAAGGCAACCUUUCAGAUGGAACGACAGUGGCUGUGAAGAGAAUGGACGUGGAGAUUGAGGGAUCCAACGAAGGGCAGCAGCAGUUCAAAGCGGAAGUUUUGUCAAUCGGAAGCAUCCGUCACUACAACCUCGUCCAGUUGAGAGGCUUUUGCAUACACGGGCCUUCUUCUCUGCUGGUUUACGAGUACAUGAGCAACGGUGCUCUGGACAAAUGGAUCUUUCCAAAGGACUCGCGGUUUCUAGAUUGGAGCCAGAGGCACCAAGUUGCGGUGGACGUUGCUAGAGGCCUGGCAUAUCUUCACGAAGGCUGUAGAGAACAGGUGCUUCACUUGGAUAUCAAGCCGCAGAACAUCUUGCUGGACGAGAACCUGAGAGCGAGGAUCGCAGACUUUGGCCUCUCGAAGCUCGCGGAGAGGGGGAAGAGCUACGCAGUGACGGCCAUGAGAGGCACGCCGGGAUACAUGGCUCCAGAGUGGCUCCACACAAAGGUGACGGACAGGACCGACGUUUACAGCUUUGGGAUCGUGCUGCUGGAGCUGCUAAGCUCGCGGAAGAGCUUGGAGAUCCAGAAGCACUCCUCGAGCGUGGCUUCCACCUCGGGGGCUUCAUCGUCGGCCUCAUCGCAAGGGGUCUUCAUUCUCGGUCACACCGCGGCGAGGCUCUUCCACAGUGGAGAUGUGGCGACGCUGGUGGACAGGGACCUGGAAGUGGACCUGAGCGUCGCGGAGAGAUUUGCGAAGAUCGGGCUAUGGUGCAUUCAAGAGGAUCCCGCGAAGAGACCGUCCAUCGGAAACGCUCUUGCCAUGCUCGAAGGCGACUUGGAGGUGGGAGACUUGCCUCCUCCUCCUCCAAGCGGCGCAAACUCGCCGGUUUUGAGAACUCCGGGCAUGGAUUCGUGGAGUAGCUCGCUACAAACUGGCACCUGAUCAUCGUUUCUUUUAUCAGCAGGCGAUUUGCUUUCGCCUGUGCCGCAAAUGGUUAGACAAUUAUGUACAUAAAAUCUCUCUCGCCUAAAAUUUUUUGCUUCGAUCUC
This is a messenger RNA of Selaginella moellendorffii, 1949 nucleotides long. RefSeq names its product probable receptor-like protein kinase At5g20050. Gene Ontology annotation, molecular function: protein kinase activity; ATP binding. Gene Ontology annotation, biological process: protein phosphorylation. The transcript is spliced from 2 exons. Lineage: Eukaryota; Viridiplantae; Streptophyta; Lycopodiopsida; Selaginellales; Selaginellaceae. The record is from RefSeq and is a predicted model, not a curated record. Bases 97 to 1842 code for a protein of 581 amino acids.